AUGAUAUCUCCCGGAUCUGACUCACCACCAGUAGAAUAUUCUGUGACGUACUGCUACACAUUCAGACAGUCGCUGUUAGAUAAGUCCGAGGAGAUGUUGGAUAUAAUCUCCGUCCCACCAAAAAAGCAACAGCGAAUUUGUGGGCAGUCACUGAUGACGGGCGUUGUCUUAUUGUUGCAGGCGGUGUCCGAUUUGUUGCUGGGAGUGUUCUGCAUGCCUUUCACGCUGGUGGGUCAAUUACUGAGGAACUUUAUCUUCGGCAGUGCCAUGUGCCGCCUCAUAUCCUACUUUCAGGCGGUGUCCGUGUCGGUUGGCGUGUGGACGCUGGUGGCCAUAUCGCUGGAGCGCUACUUCGCCAUCUGCCGGCCGCUCAAGUCGCGGCGCUGGCAGACUCAGUUCCACGCCUACAAGAUGAUCGCCGUCGUAUGGGUGGCCUCGCUCGGCUGGAGUUCCCCCGUGCUGCUCGCCUCGCGCCUCCAGCCAAUGCGCGACAAGGGCAAACACAAGUGCCGCGAAGAGUGGCCCACGGAGGCGCUGGAGCACGCCUACAACCUGUUCCUGGACGCGAUGCUGCUGCUGGUGCCGCUGCUGAUCAUGAGUCUCGCCUACUCGCUCAUCGUCUCCAAGCUGUGGAAGGGCCUGCGCCGCGAGAUCCAGCACAACAGCAGCUGUCGCCGCCAGCAGUCUGCAGACCGGUGCAUGGGCCGCAGUAUGUCGACGGCGACCGACGGGGGCCUACCGACGCCGCAGCUGGUGGCGCCACCACGGGCUGCGGCGAGAGCUGCCGGCCUCUGCGAAAAGCAGCCCGGGCCGCGGCUCUGGUGCAUGGUGAGACGUACCUGA
Molecule: messenger RNA, 843 nt
Organism: Schistocerca gregaria
Lineage: Eukaryota; Metazoa; Arthropoda; Insecta; Orthoptera; Acrididae
Product: cholecystokinin receptor-like
Exons: 5
Coding region: 1-843 (280 amino acids)
Biological process (GO): neuropeptide signaling pathway
Cellular component (GO): membrane
Molecular function (GO): gastrin receptor activity; neuropeptide receptor activity
Source: RefSeq, a predicted model, not a curated record